AUGCUCUGCGACUCCUCCAGAAACGACUCCAUUCUCACAGAAGAAUUCUCUUUUGCAACGGCCUUGGAAACAGCCCACCCUUUGGGCAUCCCCACCUUUGGCGUCCCCAUCGACGAGCAAGGCCUUAUCCCCUCCGAACUAGACCACAUCCUCUCAACAUGGAGCCCUUCCGAACGGGACAACAAGCGAAAACCACACGUCUUAUACACGGUGCCAUCCGGUCAGAACCCAACAGGAGCAACCCAAGGCCCAGAGCGAAGAAAGCAAAUCUACGACAUCUGCUCCAAGCACGAUCUGGUGAUCAUCGAAGACGAACCAUAUUACUACCUGCAACUCCCGCCCACCAUCACCCCAACCCCUACCCCUGCCCCUUCCAACACAACCGACUUCCUCGACUCCCUCCUCCCAACUUUGUUAAGCAUGGACACGGACGGGCGAGUCAUCAGAAUGGACUCCUUCUCCAAAGUCCUAGUCCCCGGCUCAAGACUAGGCUGGCUCACCGCCUCAGACCAACUCGUCGAGCGCUUCCUCCGACACGCCGAAGUCGCCAACCAGGGACCCAGCGGGUUCUCUCAGGUCAUUUUACAUAAACUACUCGACGAGACGUGGGGUCACGAGGGGUAUCUAAAGUGGUUGAUGGUGCUGCAGAGAGAGUACACCGAAAGAAGGAACACGCUCUUCAAGGCGUGCGAGGAGUAUUUACCCAAAGAGGUGGUGAGUUGGGGUGUUGUGAGGGCGGGCAUGUUUCAAUGGCUCCACCUAGACCACACCCUCCACCCGGACUCGAGAACAAAAUCUAUUCUCGAGAUUGAAGAAGAGAUUUUCGAGUCUUGUAUCGACAAGGGAGUGCUCAUCGCAAGGGGGAGUUGGUUUCGUGCCCAGCAGGAGGUGGCGCCGACGGGGCUGUUCUUCAGGGCUACGUUUGCGGCUGCUACGCCGGGGAAUAUGACUGAGGCUAUCAGGCGGUUGGGCGAGGCGGUGAGGGAGAGUUUCAGGCUCUAG
Messenger RNA from Podospora anserina S mat+, 1002 nucleotides. RefSeq lists its product as uncharacterized. Gene Ontology annotation, biological process: aromatic amino acid catabolic process; L-tyrosine biosynthetic process. The record is from RefSeq and is a predicted model, not a curated record. Gene Ontology annotation, molecular function: aromatic-amino-acid:2-oxoglutarate transaminase activity; pyridoxal phosphate binding; L-2-aminoadipate:2-oxoglutarate transaminase activity. The transcript is spliced from 2 exons. NCBI's taxonomy places the organism in Eukaryota, Fungi, Ascomycota, Sordariomycetes, Sordariales, Podosporaceae. Bases 1 to 1002 code for a protein of 333 amino acids.